Messenger RNA from Kwoniella shivajii, 1518 nucleotides. RefSeq lists its product as uncharacterized. Gene Ontology annotation, molecular function: mRNA binding. The coding region runs from base 1 to 1518 and encodes 505 amino acids. Gene Ontology annotation, cellular component: nucleus. Lineage: Eukaryota; Fungi; Basidiomycota; Tremellomycetes; Tremellales; Cryptococcaceae. The transcript has 9 exons. The record is from RefSeq and is a predicted model, not a curated record.
AUGUCCAAUAAAGAAGUUCCCCUCCCCUCUUCAAUCCCUGGUUCUCCUGACCCACCCACCACUGACUUUCGGCAGGAAGAUGCCCAUCAAGGUUUCAGCAUCGCUAACAGCAAAGAAGGUACUCCGAGAGCACCAAAUAAUGAGUUGAGGAUUUACUGUCUUAAUCCUGCUGUCACUGCUGAGAACCUGAUCAGCUUCUUCUCCGGAACAACUCGUGUGCUAGGAGUUCUUAUUCAUCCUCAACCCACUACUGGAGCUACUUUGCAAUGGGCCCAACUUUGGGUCGAAUCUCAAGAAGAACUUCAAAGAUGUAUGACUUUGAGAGAGCACCUUGCUCCUAGUGGGAUUACCCUCUCCAAAGCUCCUUCAACUGGAGCACCUCCGAUUCAAGGUCUAUUGACUCCCGAACUCGAUACUCUCGCUCUUGAAGUACGAGCUCCACCGACUCCUCCCUCCCUGUCACGAAAUAUGCGGUCCGAUCUCGUUGGAUUGGGGUAUCGACAUAUCGAUCCUGCUGGUCCUCUUCCCAGAAAUUUAUAUGUCAUGGGUCUUCCUCUGGAUCUGACUCAGAUGCAAUUCAAAUCACUUUUCUCGCAAUAUGGUAUGGUUGAGCAUUCAACGCUUCUUUCACAGCUUGAUGGAAUGGGAAGAAGAAGAGGAUUCAUCCUCAUGUCCACACACCGUGAAGCAACGGAAGUGAUGAAGGCAAUGAAUGGCACCUGGAUUGAAGGAUUCAAAAUAGACGUAUCUUGGGCGAUCGUACAAAGAGAAGCAAGAAAUAUCGGGCAAAUCGUACACCCCCCCGCCUUACCGGCUCGCAGAGAACUGUCAGAAGAAUGCGCUGUACUCGUCGAGAAUUUAGACCCAGAGUAUUUCCCAAACGCUGGAGCUAUUCGCGACAUCUUCAAUGCCUUCGGUCCUGUUGCUCGGGUUUCGAUCGUUUCCGUGACUCCUCUCCAUGCCGUGAUCCACUUUGAUCAUGAGGUGUCCGCCACUGCUUUACUCAACGCGAAUGGUCUCUCUCUAGGCGGACGACCUGUUCAUACCCGUCGAUACAUUAGACCGGCUCUACAAAGUGUUGGUCCUCACAGGAGAGAAAUCUUGUCUUCUGGACAAUUCUCUUUCGAUCCUUUUUGUACCGAUUACGGCAACCGAUUUUCCAACUUCAACAUGCUUGGUUCUAGUGGUUCACUGACAUCUACCUCGCUCAAUGCCAAUUCUGAACCUUUUGUACCUAUCCCCUUCCAUAACGCCAGAUGGCUAUCUGCGUCUAAUGACAGGACAAGUGCGAACCCUCACUUUGAUAAUCCACGAUAUGCGAACGAUGGUCAUUCGUCCUCGGACGUCAGCCUUACCAACAGCAAUUCCGGCAGUACAAAGACGUCAUCAACCAACACCGGAGCCAGAGCUAAUAUGACCGAAAAUAAGGCGACGCUUGAUCAACACGACAAGAACUGGCCCCUACCAUCCGCGACUGUACCUGUUGGCCAGUCCCGCUGGACUAGCGCUCCUAGCUGA